AUGACUGUACCCGCCCUCGACGGCCGUGUCAACGGUAACGGCCACCUCAAUGGCCAUGACGUGCCCAUCGCGACCCCUCCGCGCGCACCUUCUCCUGUUGCGGGCUUCGGUACUCUCGCCGUUCACGCCGGCUCGCCUCACGACCCCGUCACUGGCGCUGUCAUCGAGUCCAUCUCCCUCUCCACCACCUUCGCCCAGAGCGCUGUCGGCAAGCCUGUCGGCGACUAUGAAUACAGCCGCAGCAGCAACCCGAACCGGACCAACUUCGAGACCGCUAUUGCUGCCGUCGAACAUGCCAAGCACGCUCUCGCGUUCAGCUCCGGCUCCGCGACCACCGCUGUGAUCCUCCAGAGCCUUGCCGCCGGAUCCCACGUCAUCUCCGUCUCUGACGUCUACGGCGGCACCCACCGCUACUUCACCCAGGUCGCCAAGGCCCAUGGCGUCAAGGUCACCUUCACCCCAGAGAUCGAGGUCGACAUCAGCGAGCACAUCACCGACGCCACCAAGCUGGUCUGGAUCGAGACACCCUCCAACCCUACCCUGCGUCUCGUCGACGUUCGCGCUGUCGCCACCGCCGCCCACGCCCGCGGCGUCAUGGUCGUUGUCGACAACACCUUCCUGAGCCCCUAUGUCCAGAACCCCCUCGACCACGGCGCCGACAUCGUCGUCCACUCCGUCACAAAGUACAUCAACGGUCACUCCGAUGUUGUUAUGGGCGUCGCCGCCUUCAACAGCGACGACCUGCGCGACCGGCUCGCCUUCCUGCAGAACGCCAUCGGCGCCGUUCCCUCCGCCUUUGACAGCUGGCUGGCCCACCGCGGGCUGAAGACCCUGCACCUGCGCGCCCGCGAGGCUACCCGCAACGCCACUGCCGUCGCCCUCGCUCUCGAGGCCCACCCCAGCGUCAUCGCAGUCAACUACCCCGGCCUGGACAGUCACCCGCACCGCGCCAUCGCCAAGAAGCAGCACCGCGACGGCAUGGGUGGCGGUAUGCUGUCCUUCCGUAUCCAGGGCGGCCACGCCGCCGCCGAGCGCUUCUGCCAGCUCACCAACAUCUUCACCCUGGCCGAGUCCCUGGGCGGUGUCGAGUCGCUGAUCGAGGUGCCCUCCAGCAUGACCCACGCCGGUAUUCCCAAGGACCAGCGCGAGGCCGUCGGCGUGUUUGACGACCUAGUCCGCGUGAGCUGCGGCGUCGAGGAUGCAGAGGAUCUGAAGAAGGACGCACUGCAGGCUCUCGAGAGGGCAGUCGCCGAGACGGCCAAGAAUGGCACCAACGGCACAAACGGACACUAAAAACCCCCUUUAAUAUCAUACGUCCUCUUAUGUAUAUACACAUACACUCCGUGAAGGGAAGGGAAAAAGAAGGGGAAACAAGAAAAAAGAAAAAGACAGAAAAGAAUAAAAAGAAGACAUUACGAGCAAAAAUGACAAGAGGCGAGGGGAAAAGAUUCUGGAGUUCUGCUUUUAGAUGGGUCAGCGAUACAUUUGGUAGAACGGGGCGCAGCAAUAUCUUUCACUCUCUAUGCGUGAUUCUCAUCAUC
Messenger RNA from Cryphonectria parasitica EP155, 1541 nucleotides. RefSeq lists its product as uncharacterized. The record is from RefSeq and is a predicted model, not a curated record. The transcript has a single exon. Gene Ontology annotation, biological process: transsulfuration. Gene Ontology annotation, molecular function: pyridoxal phosphate binding; cystathionine gamma-lyase activity. The coding region runs from base 1 to 1293 and encodes 430 amino acids. Lineage: Eukaryota; Fungi; Ascomycota; Sordariomycetes; Diaporthales; Cryphonectriaceae. Gene Ontology annotation, cellular component: cytoplasm.